Messenger RNA from Alligator sinensis (Chinese alligator), 6978 nucleotides. RefSeq names its product ankyrin repeat and SOCS box containing 7 (gene ASB7). The coding region runs from base 709 to 1665 and encodes 318 amino acids. The record is from RefSeq and is a predicted model, not a curated record. The transcript is spliced from 5 exons. NCBI's taxonomy places the organism in Eukaryota, Metazoa, Chordata, Crocodylia, Alligatoridae. Gene Ontology annotation, biological process: intracellular signal transduction. Gene Ontology annotation, molecular function: protein binding.
GGGGGAGGAUUGAAGGAGAGUAGAUAAGCUCCUAAAUCUGUGAUAGAACAGUGGGGAAGAGGAGAGAAAGUUGCAGGAUGGGAAAGGAGGGUGAGGUGAAAUGACCAUUGGUCAAAUAUUUCCUUAAAAGAAAUUGCAGAGAUGCUUUGUAAAUCAAAAAAUGAAAGGAGGUAGAUGAGAUGGCUUGAGUGAGUUAAAAGUGGUGAACGUCAGCUGGGACUGGGAGUGGGGGGGGUUCAAAUUCCUUCUUCAGCAAGGAAGAUGGCAAAACUGAAAGUGGAAAGAGGACGUUCUGAUAAGAGAUGCCAUCAAUACCCUCUUUCUUCUACCCGUUUCAGUGGAAGAGGUAAGAAGCCAUCAGUGCUGAAGAACUAGAAAUCAUGGCAAGGUUAGGUGAUGGGACAUAAGGGAAGAGCUAGUAAACAAUGCUGGAAGAUGCUGGUGAUGGAUUGAAAGGGAGGUACUCGGUAACAAAAUUAGAAAAAAGAUCCAUGCUCAGUGAAGAUUGUCAGGUGAAUACCCUUUGUGUGAACAUGUGGAGCCUAUAGCAUUUCCACAGAGUAGCAGACUGUUUGACAUGUUGUAUGGGCACACAAGAUUGUGUAAUGAAGACAAUGAAGAGUGGAACACACAUCAAAAAGUGACAGCUUCCUGUAAGGUGAAUAGUAUGACCUCAUGACACUCUUGUAAGAGUCAGAGUCAGCUAGGAUGUUACACCAUCACUGUCGGAGGAACCCUGAACUACAGGAAGAGUUACAGAUUCAGGCUGCAGUAGCUGCUGGGGAUGUUCACACCGUGCGCAAGAUGUUGGAACAAGGCUAUUCUCCAAAUGGUCGAGAUGCCAAUGGUUGGACCUUGCUUCAUUUCUCUGCAGCAAGAGGAAAAGAAAGAUGUGUUCGGGUUUUUCUGGAGCACGGUGCUGAUCCCACAGUUAAGGACUUAAUUGGAGGCUUCACUGCUCUGCAUUAUGCAGCCAUGCAUGGCCGAGCAAGGAUUGCACGCUUGAUGCUGGAAUCUGAGUAUAGAAGUGACAUUAUCAAUGCAAAAAGCAAUGAUGGUUGGACUCCCCUCCACGUAGCAGCCCACUAUGGCAGAGACUCAUUUGUCAGACUCCUGCUGGAGUUCAAGGCGGAGGUUGAUCCACUCAGUGAUAAAGGUACUACACCGCUUCAACUGGCCAUUAUUCGUGAGAGGUCAAGCUGCGUGAAAAUCCUUCUGGAUCACAAUGCCAACAUCGACAUUCAGAACGGUUUCCUGUUACGAUACGCUGUGAUCAAAAGCAAUCACUCUUAUUGCCGAAUGUUCCUUCAGAGAGGGGCGGAUACAAACUUGGGUCGUUUAGAAGAUGGACAGACACCAUUACACUUGUCUGCUCUUAGAGAUGAUGUGCUUUGCGCGCAAAUGUUAUAUAAUUAUGGAGCAGACACUAAUACAAGGAACUAUGAAGGACAGACCCCACUGGCUGUUUCAAUAAGUAUUUCUGGAAGUAGCCGACCCUGUCUGGAUUUCUUACAAGAAGUGACAAGACAGCCCAGAAACUUGCAAGACCUAUGCCGAAUUAAAAUCCGUCAGUGUAUAGGCCUUCAAAAUCUAAAACUACUUGAUGAACUACCCAUUGCCAAGGUCAUGAAAGACUACUUAAAACACAAAUUUGAUGAUAUCUGAUAUCCAUGAAGAGAAGGACUCUAAACAAGAUUAGUUAUAUUCCAGAUACUUAGAGGCUGGUUGCCUUGCACAAAGUAUAUCCUAUGCAAAUUCUGAUUUUUCUAUGAAGUCAGAAGGCAGGUAUACACUUCCUUGGGUUUUUUUAUACCACACGCUAGAAGGUCUUAAUUUUUGGUUUCUUGGUCCAAGUUUACAAGGUCCAAGGUUUCUAUACAAUAUUACAUUUAAAACAUUUUGUUUUCAUUAAAUGAAGUGUGCAGCCUUGCAGUAGAGAUGGAACACGGUCUGCUCAAAGGAAGGAAGGAUUGGUUCUGGUUGGUAUGCGUGGUGUCGUAAGCCAGCUGAGCAGUUAUUUAAUAAAUGAGAUUUGGAAAUAAAGGCCCCAGUUCUGCCAAGGGACACGUGGGAAGAUCUUUGUUACUGCUGAUUGAUGGAACUUAUAUAGGCCUAAACCUCUGCCCACAUGUAUCCCUUUGCAGCUUCAAGACAGAGAUUGUAACCAAGAUGUGUUGGUACUGUAUAAAUGCCAUGUGGAAAUUUAAACAGAAAACAGUUGCCCUGCUAAAUUUUUAGGUAUAUAAAUUGGCACUUUUUAUACUGUUCUUUUUCCUAACUACUCAAGUUUGGAUGUCCAAAUUCAGGUCCUUUUGCUUUUUCCUAUCAUUUCCCUGUAAAUGGGCUAUUGUUUAUAACGGCUGUUUUUAAAAGUGACAGUACGGUGCACAGAGUCAUAGUCUCUGUAUUAUUUUGACGUACAUUUAAGGGGAAGCCAGUGUAUUCCGUUUCUCAUGCAGUGCCUCCUGUGCAAUAAGUUUUCGGAUGUGCUUUGUCCAUUACGUUCCUUACUUAGCCUCAGUGUAUUAUUUCUGAGGUUAGGGACUGCUGCCUUACCGUACGUAGCAUUGAUACUGCAAUGCUAUGAUGGCAUGGCAAUUAUCGUUUUAUAGUAAUCCCUGAAUUUCAUGAAUGUAUAACUUCGGCUAUUUGUAUUUCAGUUUGCACUGAAAUUUCACGUUCACUUUUUCAGGCCAAGUAUUUUCAAUGCCCAAGAUGUGGUAGAAUACUUUCCUUUUUUUUUUUAAAGAGGGAUUACAGGUCUUUGCGGGGUAGGCUCUCAGUUGUUUGGGGUUUGUUCAAAGCUAAGUAGCCUCCGUUGAUAAGCUUCCAUUAGCUUGAUUUUCAUAUGUGCACUGACUAAAAAUGCUCCCCUUAGCAUUAAUAGUUUAAAUUUUGCAAACAGUGGUGGUAUGGAAAAAAGAAACAAUUUCUGGUUUUUGGCAGGUAGGCAGGGAAGAAACAGGGAAGAAUGUUACUUUUGUUCUGCUGUAAUGCUUUUGUUUGUUUGCUCAUUUCUGUCGUGCAGUAAGUGGAAGUGAAAUGAAGGCAUCUUACUCCUGGAUUAAUUGGGGUUAAGUUACCAUGCUUUAAUUUCACACGCUGCAGGAUAAGACCAGACGGAUGAAACAGUAAGCACCGCCCCCUUACAACAGUUUUAAUCUGUCCAUGGCCUAAAUCAGUUCUUAUUAAUCUGAAAUUAAUGAGUGAUACAAUAACCAAAUUUUGCUGUCUCUCUGGGUUUGUUUGCUUGUUUUAAUCAUAAGCAUUAAUAAGUUCAAAUAAUGAAAAUGUUGCUGGUAGCGAGUGGAAAGUGAAGGCCUCAACAUUAUACAGGAAGGGGUCAAAUUUGCAGCCAUUUCAUUGUUCUUAUUAUCACAGGGUUGUGGAGUCAGUAUAAGGUUCUUGCCAAAAGUUUUCUUCUUUUAUUGUAUCGCUAUGCUGGUUUCAGAAGGACCCUUAUGAGUGAUACUUUCAUACCAGUGAGGUGUGUGGAUGUGGGGAGGUAAGAGAAAUGGUGUCGGCUUUUAAUUUUAACACCGCCACUUCCAAAAAGUUUAAGGGGAAAAAAAAAUAAAGGAAAAGCCAGAGAAGCAAGUCUGCUCAGAUUUACCAGUUUAUCCCUACCAGUUCAUCCUCGUUCCUUGAAACCAGGGAUUGUCAUUUUUCUCAAGUACUCAACUUAUUGCUAAGGUUUCCACAGGAACCAUAGCAGCAAGGAUUAUCUUGCCCUUUUGUGCCUUGCAGGUUUCCAAACAAUGGGUUAGAUUUAGAGAUCUGUGGCUCUGAGGACGGGUAAUGAGAUUAGGAAUCCUUCCUCCCGAACUCAUUGAUUCAAAUCCAACCUCCUUCAGCAGUGGCCAAAAGUUAAUGUUGCAGCAGCCUGUAGGACUACUCUCCAUGCCGUAGAGUCAAUGUACUUAUUAUGAAUGUAUAUCCUUGUUGGCAGCCUUGGCAAAAAGGCUAGAGAGUAACUGGGCAAGAUGAUGCUCCUCAUUACAGUGCUUCCUCCUCGGGCAUAGUGAAAAUGCAUUGGUGGUAUUUGUGCUGUGGAGAGGGAACUAGACUUCCUAAUGUAUCUUUUAAUGAACACUGAAAGGAGAAAAGAUCAACCUCUUGGAUCUUAAGUUCCUAGGCAUGAUGAGUAAAGUUACAGGUGGAAUGAGCAGAGUUGAGGAGGAGAUGACAGCUUUUUAACUCUGAAUCUUCACUUCAGUGACAUAGAAACAGAACCUUAAUAUUAUUCAGAAGUUCUAAUAAAAAAAAUACCGUAACAUUUAACUAACUAUUUUCUUCUGAAAUUUGGAUUUAAAAACCAUUUUCUUCCCUGUUGUCAGUGAAGCUUCAUUUUUUACAAUAAUCUUUUUCUAACAUAACUGAGUAUUCUUGUCAAAGCCCACAUCAAGGCAUAUUGCUUGUUCUGUCUGCUGCUGUGACUUCAGAAAAUUAUGAAAGACCUUGUUGGUAACAGAAAUGCUAUUUAAUGAAGAAAUAUGUAAUUCCAUUAUUUAUUGUUUGAGGUUUGGGGGUUUUUUGUAACUGACAUUUUAAAGGGAACACUCUUAAAUUUUAGGCCAGUGCAAAGCCUUUCUUUUAUUUAAAAGAAAAACGUUCAAAAUCCUUGCCCCUUUUAGUAGCAGAUCUACUAAGGACCUUAUCCUAAACCCACUCAUGUCAGUAGAGAGGCUGCUGUUGGGCUUGGAAUCUGGCUUUUAGGCCCUGAUUCAGCAAACUGCGCAGCAUGUGCUUAACUUUGAGCCUAUGAGUAGUUUUUUAUGACUUCUGUGGGGCUGUUUGUGUGCUUUUUUAAAGUUUUAGCUCAUGCUUAAAUGAGUAAAGUACGGGGCUUAUCCAUCAUUCAGGCCUAACUAGGUUUGAAUGAUGUGGAUCUAUUCUUUUGUUGCUCCCUUAACUAGGUAUAAAAACAUAUAAAAACUCAAACUGAAUUUGUUUUCUCCAUACUCUUUGGACUGGAAUGGGGCAGGAUAAAUGCAUAAUAUAAAUUUGUUACACAGCCUAGUUCCAUUUCCUUAUAAUUCAUUGUUCAACACUUUAUUAAACCUUUUUAAAAAUUGGCAAUACACCAAAGAAACAGACUAGUAAAAGAUUCUGAUCAUUAACAAACUGCAAACCUCAUCCUUUAAAAACAAAGCAGAAUUUUUUUUGUAAAUAUUUGUGUUUAUAAAUGUACAGCAGAGAGUAAGAGUGUUUUUUUUUUUUUUUAGAUUAUUUAAUUACCAUAUUUCUAAACUAUUUACUACAUUAUAGACAAUACUCGUUAGUUUGCAAAACUUUUGAGUGUUUUGGUUUUUUAAUUCAUUAUCACUCAUGCUUGGAAUAACUCUGGCUUCCUCAGGACAGCGUGGAGAAUUUAGUUUUCUGGCUAUAGCAAGAGAAUGCAUCUGGACAAAGAGAAAUAGUAUAAUUAAGUUGUCAUACAGACACCCUGAAGCAAAAGAGAACACGUAGUGUGUUUUAGCAGAGUGGACCAUAUGGAAAUCUUGAUUCCUAACUCGUUCUCAUAAAAUCUCUCCAGAGCCCAAAGUGUCAUUGGGACAAGAGCAACUUACAAUUUGCCCACAAAACUAGCUUCAUGCAACUCUCUCUCACUGUGUUACCAGUAUCAUAAUGUAUUUUGUUCUUCCUUUGUAAUGUAAAUUUUGCUUUGGGUCAGUUUGAAUUUAAAAAAAAAAAUUGAAUCUGGUUAAAACCUCUUGGGUUUGCGUUCUAUUUAUUUCUGAACUAAUGCUUUCAUAACGCAGUACUGCUUUGGACAGCCUUUCCUGCAAUGUCUGUCCCCAUCCCCCCUGCACCAUGAAAUCUUUACAGUCCCAGUCAUGGCAAUGAAUAGCUGAUGAUGGGCAAAUCAUGCAGUUGAUACUCGGCUCUGCCUUAAGAUACGAGUUAAUAUCACCCAUGGACUUUAGUGGGGAUUUAAGUAAAUCUGAGGACAAACUUGGGCCCUCAGGGCUGGAGUGAUGAAGUGGGAUGAACUCGGAUGUGGUACGCAACUAAUCAUUUCCACACACAUUUCUGUACACUCGCACAGAGCUCUAAAACUUACAGUAGCUUCAUCAUGGGUGUAUGCAGGGGAGAGUGCAAAACUGAGGGGCCAAAGAAGUCAUGUUUUUGAAAUUGGGCUUGUCAUUUAUGCAGUGUCUAUUCGUAGUAUUGCAAAAUGGAAUAAGUAAGUCUGCUUAUGAAUAUGUUGAUCAUUCAGGCAUGGACUAGAAGCAAACAGUUUGGGUCCUACAAGUUCUUGAUAUAAUACAAGCCCAAGCUAUAAGUCUUCAGGGAUGUGAAGAGGGUGGAGGGGAAGAAAACUAAAUUAAUACCCUAAUCAUUGUUCUGAGAUUCGUUGCAAUAACUACUAAAAACUGCUGGAAAAGGGGACGUUCUUCAUGACUAGAGAGUGUCUCCUUGAGGAACAAGGUGCAUAAAUGUGAUCUGGCUGUGCAGACUUUCUACAACACAACAUUCGAAGCCCAGGCUGCUAAAGAUUACUACUAACAAACUGGACAGAUUUGGAAGACUAGCGUGUUUACUAAAUGCUGUGCUGUAAAAUUUAUGUUCCUGUUUAUGUAUCGUUUCCUCUGUUUGUUCAUUUGUCAGCUGGAAAGCAAUUAACGGUAAAUGUUAUUUGUUUUAAAAAUAAUGGUUUUGCAAGCUGCUGACAAAUGAGAUUAUACGUGGGAAUAAUGGUCUCUCCAUGUAUUGGUAUGCCUGUGUGACUGGAAACUGCUCUCUUUGCAUGGCAAAGUACUGUUUUGCCAUAGUGCAAGCAAAACUGUUUUUGCAACUAUUUUUAAAUUUUAAGCUGUCACCAGUGGUAGACUGUCCUACAAACAUAACUACAAGGUAGGAGCUAGGAACUCAAUUCUGCAUCUUCCACUGGUUCCUCAUGUACUUGGCCAAGAUGCUCUGGUGUUUCUCUCUUCUCCUCCAUCUCCUUGUUUCACACAAUGGAGACUGGGCUAU